Molecule: messenger RNA, 1189 nt
Organism: Polypterus senegalus (gray bichir)
Lineage: Eukaryota; Metazoa; Chordata; Cladistia; Polypteriformes; Polypteridae
Product: interleukin-17F-like
Exons: 3
Coding region: 126-569 (147 amino acids)
Biological process (GO): inflammatory response
Cellular component (GO): extracellular region
Molecular function (GO): cytokine activity
Source: RefSeq, a predicted model, not a curated record
CCAGGAGGACAAUAAAAUGGAGGGAGCUGAAGGUGAAGAAACACAGUUAAUCGACUGCAGCUCUCUGAGAAGCUACAUCAACGCAAGUACAAAACAUUGCAUUGAACGUUCAAGAGGACUCAAACAUGUCCAGAUGCAGAGGAUACCUGUUUACUUGUUUGGUGGCCAUUGUUUUGAAAUGUCUGUUGUAUGAGACAGUCCAAGCAAGCAAAGUCAACUGUGUGAAGGAAAAAGACACUGUCUUGCUUCUGAAGAAAGUCACAGGAUUUAACGGAUCUAAACACACCGGAAGUGGAGAUAUAAAUCAACGCUCUUUAUCUCCAUGGACUUGGAGGUGGAAUCAUGACAGUAUGAGGAUUCCUCGCUCUAUCCCCGAGGCAGUCUGUCCUGAUAAGUGCAUCAGCAUUUCAGGAGUACCAGAUGACACACUGAACUCUUUAGAAAUUCAUCAGCAAAUCCUCGUUCUCAAGAUAAAUGAAACCAGGGGAUGCUUGCCCGUUUACAGGGUGGAAACUUUGAAUGUCACAGUAGGGUGCACUUGCGUAAACCCAAUGGUUAUAUACUCAUGAUUGUUUAAGGAAAUGUUUCAGAAACAACAAAUGCAUAUGUUUUAGAUUCAUUUACAUUUUGUUGACUACUUCAGCCCAAGAAAACAACAUACAUAAAAAGCAGGUGGCGAAUGUGAUGGCUGUAGCUCAUUGCACUGGGGAUAUAUUUAAUGUUGACUUUAGUAAGUAAGAUAAACUGAACAGUGAAACCAUACAGUAUACAGACAUUUUAUUUUUUUUUAUAUAGUGCAAUGUGCAACACACUGACAAAAAUCCCUCCACAACAGAUAUGCAACAUUAACUCAGAUAAACCAAGAGGCAGAUCUAAAUACGUAGAGUGCUGGGCUUUAAGUAGUCAAAAAUGUAUAUGGUGAAGUGCAUUACGAUUAAGUUAUUAUCUUAUUUAUUUAUAGUUAUUUGUUGUACAGUAAAAGUGUAGCAUUGUUUAUUUAUAUAUUUAUUGACUGUAUAACAUUUCAGAGCAGUAAUCAUAUUCCUUUAUAGAUUUACACUUGAUAAUUAAUUGGCUGUUCUAAUCCCAACUGACCUCCAAUAUUUCAGCUCUGCUUAUAACUUGAGUUGUAUUGAUUUUUAUUCUGCUUUUCCUAUAACUCACACUUCAAUUGUGCAAAACAACUGUG